Molecule: messenger RNA, 2927 nt
Organism: Micropterus salmoides (largemouth bass)
Lineage: Eukaryota; Metazoa; Chordata; Actinopteri; Centrarchiformes; Centrarchidae
Gene: nxpe3
Product: neurexophilin and PC-esterase domain family, member 3
Exons: 6
Coding region: 282-2012 (576 amino acids)
Source: RefSeq, a predicted model, not a curated record
CCUAAGCAACGCAGCCCAGGACGCUCUUCCAGUCCACCACACCGUCUCUGAUGUGUAUGUCAGACUCAUCACCCUCCUCCGGCUCUCUAACUGUCCGACAUCACGCUUAUCUGUCGUCGUUAUUUGUAAGUAGGGAGGCUUUGGCUAGCUGGCUAAAACGCCUGCAUCACCGGUUUUGACGUUAGCUUAACGGGCGCUGCGGACGAAAUGAUACCAUCAUCACCGAUGUGACAGCAUAGAGUGAAACAGAGCCUGAUCAUGGGAGACAGAAGGAGGUCACCAUGUGCCGAAAUCUCUCCAAAUAUACCCUAAUUUUCCUCUUCCUAGCCGUGUCCGGCCUCAUCUUCCUGCUGCGUAACAUCCACACUGUGGAGAACUGGAACUGCCACACUAUUUCAGCCCUCUACCAGCUCCAGAGCAGGAUCCAAUCAUCCUUCAUCCCAGUGGAUCUCCCUACUUUUCAUCACAACCACACUUUCUGUGCCCAUCUGGGCCAGAAACCCUCCUCUCAAGAUGAAGCGGAAGAGCGCUACCUGUUGGACUCUAUUGCCUGGCCUGGGCCUCCGCCUCGUUCUACACCAGCCCCCCUUCGCCAGACGAGUGACCCUGUGCAUAGCCUGUUUGCCAUCCUUCCCGCUAAGGGAGGAAGGGAGUGGCAUGUGGGCGACCAGCUGGAGGCUCUUGUCCAAAUGCAUGACUUCCAGGGUCGUCCCAAGCGCUACGGCGGGGAUUUCCUUUUGGCCAGGCUGCACUCCCCGGAGCUUGGAGCAGGUGUAGCAGGAACGGUGCUGGACCACAAGAAUGGAUUUUAUUCAGCCAUCUUCCCGCUCCUCUGGGCGGGGGCCGCACGUGUUGAGAUUACACUGGUGCACUCCAGCGAGGCCGUUGCUGUCCUAUGGCGACUGAGGGAGGAACGUCCAGAUCGAGUCUUUUUCAAGAGCCUGUUCCGCUUGGGCUUCCUGUCUGAAACUACAGUGUGCAACAUGUGCUUGCCCCCCGACCCGCAGCCUCUGUGCAAUUAUACAGACCUUUACACAGGGGAGCCCUGGUACUGCUACAAGCCUAAAAUACUCAGCUGUGACACCAGAAUCAACCACGCCAAAGGAGGCUAUCUGAAACACCUCAUCACCAACAAAGAAGCACUGCUCUUCCAGAGUGGUGUAAACAUCAAAGUUCGCAUUCACGCUUCAGGACCCGAUGGAAUCUAUGUGCUGCCUCCCAGGAAAGAUGACGUUGAGAUAGAAAGCAGCAGUAUAAAGCCAGAACCUAUUAAGCUAGCACCUUCUGGAUAUUACUACGAGGACUCAUGGAGGCCAUUAGGUGGCGUUACAAUGCGUCAGUUCAAUGAAUCAUCUGCCAUCACUCAGUGUUUGAAGAAUAAGGUGAUCAACAUGUAUGGAGACUCUACUGUCAGGCAGUGGUUUGAGUACCUCAUUGCUUUAGUACCAGGAUUAAAGGAGUUCAACCUGCACAGUCCUAAAAAUGUGGGGCCUUUCAUGGCGGUGGACAGCACCCAUAAUAUUCUGUUGAAGUACCGCUGCCAUGGCCCACCCAUCCGCUUCUCUACGGUCAUGUCCAGUGAGUUGCGGUACAUUUCAAACGAGCUGGAUGGCCUCUCCGGGGGUCCCAACACAGUCGUGGUCCUCAGCAUUUGGGCUCAUUUUAGCACCUUUCCUGUGGAGGUGUACAUACGGCGACUCCGUCACAUUAGACGGGCGCUGGUGCGACUUCUGGACCGGGCGCCGGGUACGAUCGUUGUGAUCCGCUCAGCCAACCUCCAGGCCCUGGACCAAGAGGUCAGCCUGUACAACAGCGACUGGUACUCCCUGCAGCUCGACAAGGUGCUUAGGGCCAUGUUCAAAGGACUGAACGUUCUGCUGGUGGACGCCUGGCAAAUGAGUUUAGCGCACCACCUUCCUCACGCCCUCCAUCCACCUCCAGUCAUUGUUAAGAACAUGAUAGACACACUUUUGUCUUACAUUUGCCCAGAGAAGAAAAAGAGCCAACAGUGACUACUGUGAAUAUUGAGGAGUUUAUUGUGUGACUCCAUCAAUGGAAGUGUUCUUCAAAGCUACAUACCCUUUUAAUACUGUCUUUACUAAAAGAUUUGCCAAGUCUCUGUUUACUUGCCUGCUAUAUUUAAUUUCGAAUCCCACAAAACAUUAAAAUGUUACACAGUGAUUGUUACUACCCAUCUUUUUGUUGUGUGCAGUACUUUUACUUAAGUUGGCCAUGUUUGGUUUUGGGAUUCUUUCAAAGACGCUGUUUUAUAUUUAUGUGUGUACAAAUGGAGGACAACUUAAAAACAUGAAUAAGAGUGCAGACACAAAUCAAAAGCAGACAUCUCCAUGCACCAAGACUUACUGAACGGUUUGGUGAGUAUGAAAUGAUGCCACAGCCUUGACUGUAACCAGAUCUCAACCCAGUUUCACACCUAUGGAAGAUUUUGGACUAGCCUAUAAGACAGUGCUCUCCACCACCAAUAAGACCAAAUCAUCUAAUCUAAAACCGUCAUCUUCACAUCUAUUUAGUUGGUCUCUCUUGCAGUAAAGAUCUUGAUCUCAGUGACGUUACCUGAUAAAGUAGAGGUUGUUUAUAUAAAUGAGGGAAUGUCUUGUGGAGGAAAAGUGUCCAUUCUUCUAAAAUAGUUCCAUAGACUUGGCAAGAAGCACUGAAGCUGUUAUAAUGGCCUUGUGAGUACAUACUAAGACACUUGUUGGUGUUUCCUCUAAUUUGUCACCCAUCUGUAUUUGAAGACUCAUUUCUAAGAUAUUCAGUGUUAAAAAUGUGUUCUUGUGGUCUGGCAUGUUGCAACAUGUUGACCACAUCUUGUUUUUUUAUGUCAGGCUAGACAAAAUGACAAAUCAAACACAGCUACAGCAACCACAAACUACCACAUAAAUAAACUACAUUGCUGUUAAACCCCA